Pteronotus mesoamericanus is the source of this 1637-nucleotide messenger RNA. Its product is annotated as zinc finger protein 709-like. The record is from RefSeq and is a predicted model, not a curated record. NCBI's taxonomy places the organism in Eukaryota, Metazoa, Chordata, Mammalia, Chiroptera, Mormoopidae. The transcript has 4 exons. The coding region runs from base 132 to 1322 and encodes 396 amino acids. Gene Ontology annotation, molecular function: DNA-binding transcription factor activity, RNA polymerase II-specific; RNA polymerase II transcription regulatory region sequence-specific DNA binding. Gene Ontology annotation, biological process: regulation of transcription by RNA polymerase II. Gene Ontology annotation, cellular component: nucleus.
UCCCGCCGUGCGCCGGAUCGCAUCUCUCUUGCCCUUGAAACCCCACGUUUCUCUGCUCAUCUUUCGAGCUGUGAUCUGUGCUGGUUGUGGGAGUUGUAGGAAGGACUCAGGGAGAUUCAGAAAACCUAGAAAUGGACUUAGUGGCCUUGGAGGAUGUUAAUGUGAAGUUCACCAUGGAGGAGUGGGCUUGCCUGAAUCCGACCCAGAAGAAACUCUACAAAGAUGUGAUGCAGGAAACCUUCAGGAACCUGGCAUCAAUAGCAUGUAUUUUAGAAGAAAAAUGGGAAGACCACGACGGUGAAGAUCAGUAUGAAAAACAUGGGACAAAUCUUAGCCACAUAAGAUUGCCCACUGAACUGAAGCUAUUCCAGUGUCAGAAAUAUGAAGAGGAGUCUUAUAAAUGCAAGGAAUGUGGGAAAGCUUUCAAGCGUCGCCGAUAUGUUCGAGUGCAUGAAAAGAAACACAGUGCAGAAAAGCCCUAUGAGUGUACAAAAUGCGGUAAAGCCUACAGGUAUUCAAGUAACUUACAUAGACACGCAGAAAUUCAUACGCGAGAGAAACCGUAUGAGUGUAAGAGGUGUGACAAAUCCUGGAGUACACUCACCACAUACAAAAGACAUAUGAUCAAGCAUGUUAGAUGUGGCCCUUUUAAAUGUAAGGAAUGUGGGAAAGAUUUCAGUUGUCUAAGAAACUUUGAAAGUCAUGAAAUGACACAUAGGGGAGAAGAGCCCUAUUAUUGUAAUGAAUGUGGUAAAGCUUUCAGUUUACUCAGUUAUCUUAUAAAACACAGAAGAUCUCAUGAUGGAAAGAAACCUUAUAAAUGUAAGGAAUGUGGUAAAGGUUUCCGUUAUCCCAAUUUACUUAGGAAUCAUGAAAAAACUCAUAUUGCGGAGAGACCCUAUGAAUGUAAGCAGUGUGGGAAAGCCUUUAGGAGUCCCAGUUACUGUCGAAUACAUGAAAGAACACACAGUGAAGAAAAGCCCUAUGAGUGUAUAGAGUGUGGUAAAGCCUUCAGUUUACUUACAUAUCUUAGCAGACAUAAAAAAAUUCAUGAUGGAAAGAAGCCUCAUGAAUGUAAGGAAUGUGGUAAAGCUUUCCUUUAUUCCACUUUCCUCAGAAUUCAUGAAAAAACUCAUACUGAGGAGAAACCCUAUAAAUGUAAGCAGUGUGGGAAAACCUUUAGGAGUCCCAGUUACUGUCGAUUACAUGAAAAAAUACACAGUGGAGAAAAGCCCUACAAAUGUAAAAAAUGUGGUAAAGCCUUUGGUUACCCAAGUAGUUACCGUAAACAUGUGAAUACGCGUUGCAGAGAUAAGCCCUGAUAAUGUAAAGAAUGUGGGAGAACCGCAUUUAUGGCUCAGCUCUGCAGUCACCUAUGAUAAUGCAGAUUAGAGAUGGACCCUGUAAAUGUAAGGUCUGUUGGAAAGCAUUUAUUUCUUCCAGUUUAGUAUAAAGAAUGAAAGAACUGUCAAUGUAAAGAUUGUUAGGAAAGCCUUCCAUCAUCCCAGUUCUUUAGAAAAUCAUGGAAGAACUCAUACCUAAGAGAAAGUCUACGCAUAUGAGGAACAGGGGAGAGCCUUUUGUAGACAUGUAAGAAUGCACAUGGGAGAGCCACUGUACACAUGCAAAGAAUGUAG